Oxyura jamaicensis (ruddy duck) is the source of this 1349-nucleotide messenger RNA. It is a transcript of the gene PDXP, whose product is annotated as pyridoxal phosphatase. The record is from RefSeq and is a predicted model, not a curated record. The transcript is spliced from 2 exons. Gene Ontology annotation, molecular function: pyridoxal phosphatase activity. The coding region runs from base 19 to 921 and encodes 300 amino acids. Gene Ontology annotation, cellular component: cytoplasm. NCBI's taxonomy places the organism in Eukaryota, Metazoa, Chordata, Aves, Anseriformes, Anatidae.
CGGCGGAGCGGCGGCGGCAUGGCGAGCUGCCGGCGGCUGAGCGGCGCGGGGCUGCGGGAGGUGCUGGGCCCGGCGCAGGGGCUGCUCUUCGACUGCGACGGCGUGCUGUGGGCGGGCGAGCGGGCCGUGCCCGGCGCCCCGGAGCUGCUGGAGCGGCUGCAGCGCAGCGGCAAGGCCGCCCUCUUCGUCAGCAACAACAGCCGCCGCUCGGUGGCCGAGCUGGAGCUGCGCUUCAGCCGCCUGGGCUUCCGCGGGGUGCGGGCCGAGCACGUCUUCAGCUCGGCGCUGUGCUCCGCGCUCUUCCUGCGGCAGCGCCUCGGGGCAGCAGGAGGAGGAGGAGGAGAUGGCGGCGGCCUCGUCUUCGUGCUGGGCGGCGAGGGGCUGCGCGGCGAGGUGCGGGCCGCCGGCCUGCGCCUGGCGGGCGAGGGGGAGCCGGGGGGCGAGGCGGUGCGGGCCGUGCUGGUGGGCUACGACGAGGACUUCACCUUCGGCAAGCUGGCGCAGGCCUGCGGCUACCUGCGAGACCCGCGCUGCCUGCUGGUGGCCACCGACCCCGACCCCUGGCACCCGCUCAGCGACGGCCGGCGGACGCCCGGGACUGGCAGUCUCACAGCUGCGGUGGAAACGGCCUCGGGCCGCAAGGCGCUGGUGGUGGGCAAGCCCAACACCUACAUGUUCGAGUGCAUCGUGGAGCGCUUCGGCGUCGACCCGUCCCGCACCCUCAUGGUGGGGGACCGCCUGGAGACGGAUAUCCUCUUCGGCAAGAACUGCGGGCUCUCCACCAUCCUCACCCUGACGGGUGUCUCCCGCCUCGAAGAGGCGCAGGCCUACAUGGCCAGCGACAGUGCCGCCGCCAAGGAUAUGGUGCCCAAUUACUACGUGGACAGCAUUGCAGACUUGAUACCGGGCCUGGAUGAGUAGCAGUCUUUACACGUGAGGGCAGAGGGGUCGGGUUCCCCAUCCCAGAUCUCCAUCUGUUCCCAUUUCUCUCUCACCGCUGUAUUCCCUCGAUUCCCAGUUUCUUCACAUUCCGGUACCCUUUUCUGGGGGCAGAAGGAGGGAGGGGCAGAGUUCAAGUUGCCUCCUUUCUGCUGAGAGCUGUCUGUGAUGGACAGAGUCCUCUCCCUCACGUGCCAGCAUCUCUGGGAGAGAGCUGGAGGCCUUGAGGCUGACCUGGGGUCAAAUCAGUGUUUCUGUACGGCCUCUCCCGCUGCAGGGGUUAGGGAACAGCUGUCUUAGCAUUUUUCUCUUAGAUAACCAGUGGCGGCCUUUUACUGCUGUCCCUCCACUCGCGUAACUCUCGACUUUUGAGCCGCAUGCCUGCAGCCCUUGCGGUAACCCCCUCCUUG